AUGGAGGGAAGCUCGAGUGAUCAAUUCAGUGAUGAAGCUGCAAAACAUGGCUGUGGCUAUCGCAAUGAGGUGAUGUACUUGACUAGGCCAAGGCAAAGAGCACAAAGCCCUUCUUUGGCCAGACAUGCUCUGGCCUCAUCUGCAGAAGCUGUAGAGCAAAUAAAGGUAGGUUCUUUCUACGAAAUUGACCACUCCAAGCUCCCUCCCAAGACCCCGGAGCAGCUCUACUCCAUUAGGGUGGCCAUGGUAAGUGAGAAGGCUGGGUCAAAUGCUUCAUUGAGGUUCCCAAGCGUUCAUUCCCUUCGGACCCAUUUCAGCGACGGAAACUAUGGUAAACCGGAAGGGAAAAAGCUGCCUGCUUUGGAUGAGAAGUACGUGAUGGGGUCGGGCAUGGCGGCUGAGGUGCUUUUAAGGAGAAUCCCAUGUCAGGAAAUUGCUGAAGAUGGGAACUUGUGGAGCUUCUGGGCAUCACCAGCGUUGGCAGCCGAGAGAAAUGGCGUCGAAGAUGUGAUUUCUAAGAAGGGCUCUUGCUGGUCUGAGCUCAACUUCACUGGUAUGGUUCGGUGGGGCAAGCGCCGGAAAAUUCGCUUCCUUAAUCGCCAUCACGAGUACAAGCUCGGUGUUUUAGCAAGCACUGCCGAUGAGGAUGAUGACGAUAACGAGGCACAGAAAGAAGAGGAGGAAGUUCAGGAAGAAAAGGAGGAAGAAGUAGAGGAGGAAUAUCAGGAAGAAAAAGAGGAAGAAGUAGCAGAGGGUGUUGAAGAAGGUCAGGUGAAGGUAGAGGCUGACGCGUUUGGGGUUAAGAACUGUUGCUCUAGUAAGAGAAAGCGCCCUGGUAUGAAUAGCAAGACUGAGAAUUUGAAAAGAGCAAAGACUGAUCAGAAACAAAAUAAGAAAAGUCUCAGUCGGAGUAAGAAAAAGCCUUUCAGAAACUCCAUAGAGAGAUGGUCUACAGCGAGGUACAAAUUGGCUGAGGAGAACAUGUUGAAGAUUAUGAAGGCAAAAGGUGCUGUGUUUGGGAAAUCAAUACUAAGGCCUGCCUUGAGAACUGAGGCACGCAAGCUGAUUGGAGACACGGGGUUGUUAGACCAUUUACUGAAGCAUAUGGCCGGAAAGGUCGCACCUGGUGGAACUGAUCGGUUCCGACGACGGCAUAAUUCUGAUGGGGCCAUGGAGUAUUGGAUAGAAAGUGCUGAUUUGGUUAACAUAAGGAGGCAGGCUGGGGUGCAAGACCCUUAUUGGACACCUCCAACAGGAUGGAAGCCUGGUGAUAGUCCCACGCAGGAUCCUGUUUGUGCAAGAGAGAUUAAGACUCUUAAGGAAGAGAUGGUCAACAUUAAAAAGAUGAUUCAGGAACUCGUUUUGAAGAAGCAAGACGAGGAGUAUGCUUCCAUGAGAGAAGUUAAGCAGCUUAGAGAAGAAAUGGUUAAGAUGAAUAAGAAUAUGGAGGAGCUCGCCUUCAAGAAGCCAAUGGAGGCCGGCCAAAAUUCUAAGUCCAGUGUACAAUUUGACCAUGAAGGCUCUUUACUACUAAUGAAGAAAAGGCACAUGGAGUUGGUGAAUAGAAAAGCAAAGGUUGAGGAGCAACUGAUGGAAAUUUCUGAUUAUUUGAGUGAAAUGGAGGACCAAAUAGGGAUGUUAAAAUCAGGAAAGCUAACCCUGUCAGAGUCAGGAGCACCGCCAACAUUAUUAAUGCGAUCAACAACAUCACCAUCAGAUUCUGAAAGAAGCGGAAGGACAGAGAAGGGAUCACAAAAUAACAAAUCAAUAAGCAAAUCAGGUGAUCAGGGAGGGGACAAGCCGGAAAGCACAGUAACAGAGGACAGGGCAACAAGAAUACAAAAGUUGAAGAGUGGUUUCAGGAUUUGCAAACCACGAGGGACCUUCCUGUGGCCAAAUAUGGCCACUCUAACUCUGGCUGUGGUCCACCCAGAUGACCAUGGCCCUCUUGUGGUCCCCACCCCACCAUCAAUCUCCUCUUCCACCACCUCAGCACAACCCCACCAGCUUUUCGAAGAACAUCAGAGUACACAAUGUGGACCCAAACCUCCUUCUCCUGUCAAGCCAUUGGCUUCAAAACGUCCUGUCAGAUCAGCCACACUAUGCACUGUCUCCAAAGGUUCCUCCUCUUCUUCUUCUAUUCCUCCUCCACCAACGACCCCAAACUCCCAAAUCAUGAUCACCAUUAAAACCUCUACUUCUCUGAUCAACCUAAACGAGACCCCUAAUGACCAAAACAACGAUGACGGGUUUUGUGGGAUUCUCACCCACCAAAGACAACAGAGUAGUGUGACUAGUGUUGCUGCCAUUACAAGUUUGGUACCAACUGAGAAGGAGAGAGAGGGAGCAGAAGACAAGGAAAAUGGCAUGAACUACAAUGAGUUUGAACAGCAACAUCAAAAGGAGUGCUCCUCCACUUGCACCUCAAGAGUGCCACAAAUUAUGGAAGAGGAUCGCUGGCUUGCUCUGGCUGCUCAUGACCCAGCUCUCAACUCCAAACGGGGUUGA
This is a messenger RNA of Morus notabilis, 2508 nucleotides long. RefSeq names its product protein DYAD. The record is from RefSeq and is a predicted model, not a curated record. Bases 1 to 2508 code for a protein of 835 amino acids. The transcript is spliced from 10 exons. Lineage: Eukaryota; Viridiplantae; Streptophyta; Magnoliopsida; Rosales; Moraceae. Gene Ontology annotation, biological process: reciprocal meiotic recombination; meiotic cell cycle; meiotic sister chromatid cohesion.